Messenger RNA from Styela clava, 4839 nucleotides. Its product is annotated as synergin gamma-like. Lineage: Eukaryota; Metazoa; Chordata; Ascidiacea; Stolidobranchia; Styelidae. The record is from RefSeq and is a predicted model, not a curated record. Gene Ontology annotation, molecular function: protein binding. Gene Ontology annotation, cellular component: clathrin coat of trans-Golgi network vesicle.
CUUGAAUUAACACAGUGAACCUAUAUCAGUAUAUUUUGAGAUACAAUGGCAUCGAUUGGCAACAGAGCUAGGCAAAAUGGAAGUGCUAAAGAUCUGGAUGCAAAAAUAAUGGAGUCAUUCAACAUUUCGGGAUCAACUCAAAAAGCUUCCUUCAAGUUUCAAGAGCCUGCACGUCGCACUGGGAAAAGGCCACAACACACAGUAUAUAAACCAAGUUCAACUUCAGCAGAUUGGAACAGCCUGGCUUUGAAAACAGAUGAUUUCAUUACUCCAGUACACCAAUACAAUACGGGACCAUUAACAAUGCAACAAGGUGUAACUAAUUUCCAGCAACAACCAAACUAUUUGAUGGCCAUGAACCCAUUAACAGGACAUGCUAGUCAAAAUCAAAUGCCACAUAAUGCUCACUAUCAAAAUCAAAUGCCACAUAAUGCUCACUAUCAAAAUAAAAUGCCACAUAAUGCUCAGCAGCAAUGGCGGCCAAUGGUACAGUCAAGUCCUGGUUUUACACAUGGAAACUUCGAUUCCUCAUUCGAACAUUUUAAACAUCAACCCAAUACUAAUUCCCAUUCAUCAUAUUAUAAUAUGCCAGGCUGUAUGGAGCCAUCAAAUGAAACUAGAUUGACCAACCAACAGGUUGAUACUGGUAACACUCCAGGUGUAAAAGCAAACUCAUACUUUGAUCAGUUGCCGUCUUGGAUGACGAAUCCACACGAAAUUCCGAUUGUUUACAAGGAAGUAAUCAAGUUAUGUGCAUUGCCAAACAACUAUGCUGAUACAGCCAAACUGUAUCCAAUUUUUGUCAGUUCACAACUACCACAAGAUGUUCUUGGUCAUAUAUGGUCUGCUGCUAACAAGACCACCCCCGGUCAACUUACUUUUUCUGAAGUAUAUAUAGCACUGGCUCUCAUAGGGCUCGCACAAAUAGGUGAAAUGAAUCUUUCGGUUGAUUUUGUGAAGAAACUGAAGUCAGCACCUAUACCAGCACUUCAGUGCAUGCAAAAGGAUGUUAGAGCAUUUGUUGCGCCAACUAUUGCUCCGAAUACACCAAUUGCCAGUAAUAACAUUGCUGAUGACGAUUUCGCCGAUUUCCAAUCUGUUCCCCAUGUUCCGGUAUCUAAAAAUCAUUCAUCAUCCUCUUGGGGGAUUAAAUCAUCAGACUUAACAGAUGAAAGCUUCCAAGAUUUUCAAUCUUUCACCCCAAGCAUUACAAAUACAAACUCUAUGAUGACUCUUGAUGAUUCUAAUAAACUUUCAGGAACGUUUACCGGUCAAAACAAUGCAGAGGUGAAUGAACCGAAUCUUAGUUCAAGCAGUUUAUUUGCAACUUUGCCCACUCCUCCAAAAAAUACCAAAAUUUUGAAUACAACAAACUCAAAACCUAUUUUCGAAAAUUUUAGUGUGGUUCCUCCUAUUAUUCCGACUGGGAAUGUGGCUGAAAAUUCUGGCAAAAUUAAAUCGCUAUCACUUUUUGGUGACACUGUUGUAAAGCCCCUGGAAGAUAGUACUAGUAAGUCUACUGGAUCUUUGCGAUCUGAAACACUUCUAGACAACUCUAAAUUUACCAUACCAUUCCCUUCUAAGACCUCUGUUGGUGAUAGCCAAAAGAAUAAUUCUGCUGGUGACAAAUAUUCCGCACUUCGUGAUUUGACAUCCAUAUCAUUUUCUGAUGCAAAAACGUCUGAGGAAUCAGAUACAAAUUUUGAUUUGAUAGGCCCAGAGCCAGUAGCAACAGGAUCAACAUUAUUCCCAAUUGCUAACGAACCAGAAGUGAAGGAAAAGCCAUCCACACCAGUUAAGGAACAAAAUCAAUUUGAAAAUGAACAAAAUUUAUUUGAGAAUUUUUCGAACUUUACUCAAACUCCCCCCAUAAUGACCCCUUGCGAACCAGCAGCCACAGAUGAUGGUUUGUAUAGUCUUGAUGAACCCAUUUCACCUUUGUCUGAGAGAAGAAACAGGAAUGAUAUUAAGCCAAUACCAAUGUCACCACCUAAACCUCAACGUUUCGUUAUUCCAAAACGUAUUUCAGAAGCUGAUAGUGAUGACUUUGGCGAGUUUUCUUCGGGGCCACCUCCAAUUGACGACCUUGAUAUUGGAGAGUCUGACAUGUACCACAAUGGAAACUCUUCCUUGGUUGACUUUGAUGCUUUUGACGACUUCGAGAGUGCUCAAGAAACAAAGAAGACUAAGGACAGAGAAAUAAAGGGAAAACAUGAUGGCACAGCUUUCAGUGAAAUUCUUGUCGGCCAAUCAAGCACAGAAAAAUUUACAGCUUCAAAUACCACAGUUGAUGGUGCUUCAAAUGACGAUACAAAAAAUAUUGUGAGUGAAGGGGUUUGGAGUGAAUCUAUUAGCGAUUUUAGUGAAUAUAAAGUAGAUGAUACAAGCAUUCAAUCGAUUGCUGAGUCCAACAACGACACAGUAAAAAAAGAGAAUAUGAACUCAACUGAUGUGAAUAAUAUAUCAGGUUGUAUAACCCGACCAGAGCUAUCAGUAGAAAUAAAUGAAGGUACUGUUGAAGUUCACCAGUCUAUAGAAGAGCCAAAGUGGGAUAGAGGAUAUGAAGAACUGAGAGCCAUUGAUGAAAGUUCAGUUAGUUUAAAACCAAUGGAAAUAUAUGCAGAUCAUUGGGGAAGAUGCUUGGUCAUAUGCAAAGACAUUAUUGCUUCCACCAGUAACAUUUUUGCUGCUCUUAACAGCCCUCUUGUGUGCCAUGAAAUCGUGAAUUCCACUCGGGGUAAAGAUUUUAUUUCAUGCACGAGUGAGGUAUAUGGCGUUGCUAGACGAAUUCGGAAAGGAAUGGAAAGUGUUGGACUUGAAAAUGAGGAUCUUGAAAUGACAUUAAAAGAUAUUGAAAUAUCAUGGAAUAAUCUUUUAGGGUUUUGCCCAUACACUCCAUCUGUACAUAAAACACCUGAGCAUUGCUGCACACCUUCAGGGAAAAACUCAAUUGAUGUAAACAGUGCAGAUGGAUCAUCUGCGUGUGGGUUAUGCCUAUUAAGUACUAGUGGUGAGUGGCCAGUUGGUUUGGAAUGUGGUGGAAAACUGUAUCAUGCACCCUGUGCUAAUUUAUGGUUAAAUCAGGUUACUCCUAUUUUACCACGUUUACAAGUGCCCACUGUGUAGUUCUCCGGCUCAUAACAAUGGUGGAUAAUCAUUUUUGUCAGCUAAUUAUCAUUCAGAGUGCAUCAUUUUUUUUUAUAUAAAUUGAAUACUUGUGAAAUAAGCAAAUAUCAAUCUCUGUUUCUACUAUCUACUCUAUCGCUCAAUAUCUAAUAGUAUACACAAUGAAAUAAAUCUCUUUGAUAAAAAGAACUUGCAGGACUGGCUUGUUUCCAAACCUAAUUUACUAGUGCUUGUUCAUGAAAAUAUUCAUCAAAUGAUUUUUAUAGUUUUUUGGUGAGAAAUAGUGUGCUAUCGAUUUCGUCAAAGUUAAUCCGUGUCUUAUGUUUUCUCAACUGUGUUAUAUUUGUAUGCUUCUCAAACUCAUGUAGUGAAGUUAGAUUUUUUAAUAACAGGAUAUUGUAACAGAAGAUACCGUAGGUAUUUAUAUAACUGCCCGCAAUGAUUUAGAGUUCAAAAUCUAUCUAGAUUUUAGUUAUAUGUAAUGUUGUAAAUUCCAGUGUUAAAAUUAUUAUUCGCAAAUUUAGUGCUGGUACAUAGGAUUGAUUUUUUUUUAUAAAUUCGUCAUAAGGUAGUAGCUUAAAUUUGAAUGUCUGAAGUUAGAGAUAUACAUACAUACAUAACAAGUAAUAAGAAGUAAUAAAGUCUAUAUGGGAUAAAUGCAACAUAGAAUAUUUGCCUAUUUCACUUCACUUGCAAUCCAAUUUACAUUUAAAUAGGUAGAAAAUGUUGUGAUAUUUGAUUAUCUGCAUCUCAAGUGGUUUGCAUGGUUUAUAUAUCAACUUUACCUGAUCAUUUCUAAUAAUUGUACUAAUGACUAUGAUAUAUCUGGUGCCAUUGUGUAGGCAAUUAAUGAUCUGACAAAAAUCCAUCCUACAAUAUUUGAGAAUAAUAUAAUCUAAAUCAGAUAUUUUUGUGCGUGCUUAGAAAUUUCAUAAUAUUUCUGCAAUUUUCUAACUCUAUAUAGUAUAUUUCUUGCUCUAAAAUAAUAUCCCCAUAACCGUUCUUCAGUGUUUAGCUGGUGUUAGAUGGCAAGCAAAAUACGAUAUCACCAAACCCAAAUAUCUCUUUGAUAAAUUUAAUUAGGUAUAUGUUGGCUGCUAUGUUAUAUAUAUAAAAAAAAUAUAUAUUUACCAUUAAAUGUAACAGUUAAUUACAUUCAAAUAAGGUGCCAGGACUCUCCUUGUGGACCACGUUCCCCCUAUUGAAACAGUCUUGCUUGACAAUUUCAACUGCAUUAAUUGCAAAUGUGGUAUCACAUAUAACUUUUAUUUUAUGUUCCAACUUUUUCUCUAUUUUAUUUUUAUCCAUCUUGUGCUUCCAUGUAUUCGAGGUAUGUGUGGAAGUUUUGUUGAUUUUGAACCACCAAUCAGAUCAAAGCUUCAGCACUGAGCUAACUAGGUCAGUUUGUCAGAUGGGCAUUGUUACUUUGUUUCAUAUUAACCGAGAAGUGAUAACUAUGAGCAAUUAGAAGUCUAUGUGACUAAGCCUUCUGAGAUAUAACCCACAAAAACUUGGUAAAUAUUUUGAUGGCAGGUUUCGUUUUCGUAUUAUAAACAAUUGCAAAUAGGUUAGUGCAAUUUGUUACCUCUGAUUGUUAUCAUCCGUUCACCAUGCUCAAUCUUUUCAUUAAUUUUUGUUUGGCCGUGUGCUUCUUAUAAAAUGUAUAGUGCAAUAUAUUAUAAAUGAAGUAAAAAGUUUGAAAUAGCAAAGAAA